CUGAACAGCACCCAGCGAGAUCAUGUCUGCCCCAGCUGCCGGCCCCCCUGCUGCCGCCCCAGGUGAUGGAGCUCCCCAAGGCCCCCCAAAUCUCACCAGCAACAGGAGGCUCCAGCAGACACAGGCACAGGUGGAUGAGGUAGUGGAUAUUAUGCGUGUGAAUGUAGACAAGGUUCUGGAGAGAGAUACCAAGCUAUCUGAGUUGGAUGACCGCGCAGAUGCCCUGCAGGCUGGAGCUUCGCAAUUUGAGACUAGUGCGGCCAAGCUUAAACGCAAAUACUGGUGGAAGAAUAUGAAGAUGAUGAUAAUUAUGGGUGUGAUGUGUGCUAUCAUCCUCAUCAUAAUAGUUGUUUACUUCAGCACCUAAGGACAGCGUACUCUUCCUGUCUCUCUGUCUCUAUCUCUUACCCUCCCUCUCGCCGGAUCUCUCAUCUACACCCCCAGCUGGGACCAGACAAACUUCAACAUAUCUUCUUUCCUGCCUGUCCCCUCUCCCUAUAAAAAGGGAAUUGGGGG
Molecule: messenger RNA, 516 nt
Organism: Xenopus laevis (African clawed frog)
Lineage: Eukaryota; Metazoa; Chordata; Amphibia; Anura; Pipidae
Gene: vamp2.S
Product: vesicle associated membrane protein 2 S homeolog
Biological process (GO): vesicle-mediated transport
Cellular component (GO): synapse; endomembrane system; membrane
Source: RefSeq, marked provisional